Brassica napus (rape) is the source of this 765-nucleotide messenger RNA. RefSeq names its product eukaryotic initiation factor 4A-3-like. Bases 1 to 765 code for a protein of 254 amino acids. Gene Ontology annotation, molecular function: ATP binding; translation initiation factor activity. Gene Ontology annotation, cellular component: cytoplasmic stress granule. Gene Ontology annotation, biological process: cytoplasmic translational initiation. The record is from RefSeq and is a predicted model, not a curated record. NCBI's taxonomy places the organism in Eukaryota, Viridiplantae, Streptophyta, Magnoliopsida, Brassicales, Brassicaceae. The transcript is spliced from 3 exons.
AUGGUGAAUUCCUUCACCCUGCUUGCUGAUUUGAAAGCCGGCCGCUGUCCAACCACAGCUGAAACCUCAGCCCAAGUCCGUCUUUUACUCGGUGAGGAAGGAGAGGAAACCUUCAACACGACUUAUGCUGAAGUCUGUGAUACCUUUGAUGCAAUGGAACUCAGGUCUGAUCUUCUGAGGGAGAUUUAUGCCUACGAGAGGGAGAGAGGAGUUAUUCCAUUCUGCAAGGGGAUCCAGCAAGCUCAAUCUGGAACCGGCAAGACCGCUACCUUCUGCUCUGGUGUUCUACAACAGUUUGAUUACACUCUUGGUGACUACCUCGGUGUCAAAGUCCACGCCUAUGUUGGCGGAACAGGUGUGCGUGAGGAUCAACGUAUCCUCCAGUCUGGUGUACAUGUUGUUGUUGGUACACCUGGUCCUGUUAGACAGUCACUCCGUGCUGACGCCAUCAAAAUGGUUGUUCUUGAUGAAGCUGAUGAUAUGAUCUCUCGUGAUCUCAAGGAUCAGAUAUACGACAUCUUCCAGCUUCUUCCUUCCAUGUUUCAGGUUGGUGUUUUCUCUGCGACGAUGCAACCUGAAGCUCUUGAGAUCAAAAGGAAGUUCAUGAACAAAACCGUGAGGAUUCUGGUUAAGCGUGACGAGCUGACUUUUGAAGGUAUCAAGCAGUUUUACGUCAAUGUUGACAAGGAAGAAUGGAAGCUCGAGACACUAUACGAUCUACGAGACACUAGCCAUCACGCAGGGUGUCAUCUUUGUGAACACUAG